AUGGAUUCCUACAAGAGCAGGCUACCUGAAUACUGGAAGCGGCGCGGCUACCACCGCGUCGGCCGCGAACAGGAUCCCAGCCGGAGGCGCAGGUUCUGGAGGAUCAAGAUCCCAUCGCGCCUCGUCUUCCUGCGCCUUCGUAAGGCGGCUUCUCCCCGGAGGUUCCUCAAGCGGAUCCGCGACGGCUACGUGCGGUUUAUGCUAGGGCUCUCCGACACGGUCCCCGUCGGCAUCGGGUACGGCUUCGGAGGUUACGGAUUCGGCCGGGACGAUCACGAAAUGAGGUUCGCGGCGCAGAAGGCGAAGGAGUACGACGAGAAGGUGCUCAUCGAGAUAUACAAAUCGCUAGUCGCAGCCUCAGUACCCACCGCCGCCGCCGCCGCCGUCGCGGUGCGGCGAUAG
Molecule: messenger RNA, 402 nt
Organism: Zingiber officinale
Lineage: Eukaryota; Viridiplantae; Streptophyta; Magnoliopsida; Zingiberales; Zingiberaceae
Exons: 1
Coding region: 1-402 (133 amino acids)
Source: RefSeq, a predicted model, not a curated record